AUGAUGCUCAAGAGUAAUUUGGAAAACUUGCUUGAUUGGUCCAAGUCACAUGGUGCGUACUUUGAAAACGUUGAGUUUGCUUUCGAUAAAGAUAGAGGCGUCUACGGUAUUUUGAAACAUGAAGUCAACCUCGAUGAGCCUCUCAUUAUAGUACCUGAAGCUCUUUUCAUUACUCCAGAAAUGGCGACCAAAGUUUUUGGCCUUGACGAACCCGUCGAGGCUCUCAGCUUACUGCUAUUAGCAAAGCUCAAAUUUGACAGGAAAGAGACGCUGAUUAACGGUUACAGCCUGUCAAAAAUGUUUGAGCCAUACAUCGCAUUUCUUCCGAAUUCCUGCUCAGAAAUUGGGCUUCCGCUUUUCUGGACUGAUCGUGAGCAAGAACUGCUAAAAGGUACAGAUGCCUACCCAAGAUUAGAGCAAAAACGAAAAGAGCUUCACAAAGAAUGGAGUUCUCUCAUGUCACUGUUAGAUGAACAUAACAAACUGGAUUUAGUCACGAAAGAAACCACGCAAGGCAAGGGAAUUGUGUCAUGGAAGAGCUUUGAAGCAUAUGCAUGGGCACACUCUAUUUAUUGUACGAGAGCCUUUCCCAAUUUUUUGCGUGAACAGAGUGAGAGAAAUCUCAAUAUAGGUUUCUUAUGCCCUAUAGUUGACCUUCUUAACCAUAAAAACGGUGAGAAAGUUACCUGGACUUGCGCGGAUAACAGUUUUGUGUUCAGAGCCUCACCUAAAUGUAUCAGGCGUGGAGAAGAGGUUUACAAUAAUUAUGGCGACAAAUCUAAUACUGAAUUGCUUCUCAAUUAUGGGUUUGUACUCGACGACAACGAGUCGGAAACGACAGCGUUAACAUUGAAGGUUGAGGAAAAAGUAAUUGAAGCGGGGAUCAAUUUUGGCCUCAAAUUGCCUUUGGGUGCGUCCGCCAAUGGCAUCAGUUUCAACAUUUCACUCGCCACUCCUCUUCCGAAUGAGUUGUUACGAUUUAUGGGUUUCUUGCAUCAGCUAAAAAGCGAAAAAAAUCAGUAUACUUUGAGGAUGCACCUUGAAGGAAUAUCGAAGCUAAGAGACAUUCUAGUUUCUCGUAUAGCCACUUUUAAAACCUGGAAAGCUGAGGAGCAUGCCAAUACCAAUAAAAAGGUCAUAGAACUCGUCAAAAGAUAUCGAUCCUCCCAGAAAUCACUAUUUCAAAGAGCGUGUCAGUCAUGUGAUUCCACAGAAAAAUCAUUGAUACAAAAAUACAAACCACUUACACUGCAAAGAGCUCUCAAAUCAGACUCUGAAUUCGAGAAGUGCCUGACCCUCAUUUUUGGAACUAACAAAGUCAACGAAAUCGAAAAGAAAGGCCUCUCAGACCAAGUUUUAUUAUUAUUCAUAGUAAGAUGCAAAAAUCGGGAACUCUCCAGAGAUUCUCCGCUGCGAUUCAUCCGUGAAACGUAUGAGAAUGUCAGCACAACUAUCGAGAUAACCAGGGAAGACGUUGUGGAAUACUCUGAUCUUUAUCACUCACUUUUCCCUUAUCUCAGCCAGAAAAUCCCUGAAGUAUUUGCAGCCGGGGAUUAUAGUGCCAAAUCCAUGAUCAUUGCGGGCACGGUGGUAGACAGAAUUGUGUUCAAAAGGAAUGUGAACGGGGAGCUCUACCUACUACAAAAGAUUAUAUUGGACUAA
This is a messenger RNA of Ogataea angusta, 1662 nucleotides long. RefSeq lists its product as uncharacterized. Lineage: Eukaryota; Fungi; Ascomycota; Pichiomycetes; Pichiales; Pichiaceae. The record is from RefSeq and is a predicted model, not a curated record. Gene Ontology annotation, cellular component: nucleus. The transcript has a single exon. Gene Ontology annotation, molecular function: protein-lysine N-methyltransferase activity; protein binding. Bases 1 to 1662 code for a protein of 553 amino acids. Gene Ontology annotation, biological process: peptidyl-lysine monomethylation.